Molecule: messenger RNA, 1333 nt
Organism: Ricinus communis (castor bean)
Lineage: Eukaryota; Viridiplantae; Streptophyta; Magnoliopsida; Malpighiales; Euphorbiaceae
Product: secoisolariciresinol dehydrogenase
Exons: 2
Coding region: 228-1040 (270 amino acids)
Molecular function (GO): oxidoreductase activity
Source: RefSeq, a predicted model, not a curated record
UAGUUUAUUCCUUGAAAAUAAAUUUAGCAGUAAUAUGUAUUUAUAAAAUAAAAUAUACUUUAUUUUUACCUUUAUAAUUAGUUGCCAAAUUUUAAAUAAUCAAGUUAAAAUUGUGGAAGGCAUGGUGGUACCAUGGAUGACUUUUCUUGCAUGGCUGACAUCCAUAUACUGUCUAUAAAAAGGAGAAAUUUGUGCUAAUUGUUAACUACUCUCUCAAUUCUCUAAGCAUGGCAACCAAUUUGCUUCUUCCACCUGCUGCUAGAAGACUAGAAGGUAAGGUGGCACUGAUCACUGGGGCAGCUACGUCCAUUGGCGAGUGCAUUGCCAGAAGCUUUUGUAAACACGGGGCCAAAGUGGUAAUCGCUGAUAUUCAAGAUGAUUUAGGUCAAUCAGUAGCAAAGGAUCAUGGACAAGACGUAGCCAUGUUCGUUCACUGCGAUGUAUCUGUAGAAUCAGACGUUAAAAAUGCAGUCGACACUGCAGUUUCCAUCUUUGGUAAGCUCGAUAUAAUGGUGAACAAUGCAGCCACUGGUGAGCCCCGCAAGCCUAGCAUCGUCGACAAUGACUUAGCUGACGUUGAGAGAGCUCUCAGAGUGAACUUGAUAGGACCUUUUCUAGGCACCAAACACGCUGCUCGGGUGAUGAUUCCUGCUCGACAAGGUAGCAUAAUCACUCUUGGCAGUGUUUGUUCCAGCGUAGGUGGUGUUGCUUCUCAUUCAUACACCAUUGCGAAACAUGGAAUAGUAGGUCUAGCAAGGAAUGCAGCUGCCGAGCUUGGACGGUUUGGGAUCAGAGUAAACUACUUAUCUCCUUACUUCAUUGAAACCCCAUUGUCUAUGAAGUUAUUUGAGGAGGAGGAGGAUGGACGUUCUGGUGUGUAUUCAAAUCUUGAAGGGGUCAAACUGAAACAAGAAGAUGUAGCUGAAGCUGCUAUUUAUUUAGCAAGUGAUGAAUCCAAGUUUGUCAGUGGACAUAAUCUAGCACUAGAUGGUGGUUUUACCACUAUUAAUCCUGCUUUUGGCUUGUUUUCAAGGUUUUAAAUCACAUGCUAUUGUUUCUUCUAGAUGAUAUGUUUCUCCUAGACGAGAUGUUAAUGGUCUCUCUUCUAAUUUAACUAAGGUCUCGAGUUCAAACCUUAGAUAUGUAGCUGUGUUAAAACUCUUGAUACAAUAUUUUACUACUUGUAUUUACCACCUGCAAAAGUCCUAACCGGUAUGCUCUAGAUUAAAUCUAGAUAUGUACACACACAAAAAUCACGGCCUAGUGAAGAGAUAAGCAAAAUCUCAAUCCAUCUAUCUGUAUUUAGAAAGUAAUAUAUAUAUGAUUUCCUGCA